GCCCUGCCGGGCUGUGACAGCCCCGGGACAGCAGUGACAGCACGGAUCCCUUCCCUGCCGAGACAGCCGCGGCCUGUGUGAGGAGCAGCCCGCCCGCGGAGCAGAGACAGCCCAACAUGGAGAACUGCACUCACAGAGGUGCACAUGGCAACAUUGUGGUGCUUCAGCUGGUUGUGUACAUCCCAGUGCUCGUUCUGGGGAUCCCACUGAACGCAAUUGCCUUAUGGGUCUUCUGCUGCAAAAUCAAGAGGUGGACCGAGACCAAGGUGUACAUGAUCAACCUCAUCAUGGCAGACUCUUCCCUGCUCUUCACCCUGCCUUUCCUUCUGUAUUUUACCAGCUACAGACAUCCUAUAGACCGGCUGUGUUUAACCAUACAAAACAUCUAUUUUACAAACAUGCCUAUGAGCGUCUUCAUGAUCACCCUGAUUGCGAUUGAUCGAUACCUUGCAAUCAAGUUCCCUCUAAAAGCAAAGAUCCUUCGAUCCCCACUGAAGUCAGCUUCUGUCUGUGGCUUUUUCUGGAUAGCAACAAUAACUUAUUCCCUUUUGUAUCGCACACAUCGCGGUAACCAGGACGGUUUUUGCUUUCAGAAACAAUCUCUUCUACCUAAAUAUUCCUCCUUAUUCUACAGCAUCUGUGGGUACUUUAUUCCCUUAGGGAUUGUGAUGUUUUGCUCCGUACAAAUCAUCAGAUGUCUAAAAAAGAAGAUGGCCACAGGCCCUCAUGAGACAAAAUUAUUCCAGAAGGCUGUGCAGAUAGUUUCUGUGAAUUUGUGUGUGUUUGCUGUCUGUUUCUCACCUUUCCACAUCUCACUGCUCUUGCGGUUUGCGGUGGAAACUGCUGGAGCUUGUUCUCUGAUGCCAGGAGUUAUAACCUACAUUAAGGUCUCUGCAUGCUUAGCAAAUUGUAACUGCUGUCUGGAUACAUUUUGCUAUUAUUUUGCAGCCAAAGAAUUUCCAGAGUUUUCUUCUAUGUUCCCCAAGUGUAUAUUUAUCAGGUCCAAGAUGAACCAAAGCAAAGAGUCACAGCCACCCACGGAUCAAGUGAUGAUAUGAACAAGGUGUAGUGCAUGGCAGGUGUUGAGUGCCACAAAGCUGCUCAAGUUUUGAGGCACAGGCAAUGGAGCCACAUGCAGUGUUUGCAAUCAUUGUAGGCACAGGCAUAUGGACAAAAAGGGGCAAACCCCUCCAAAGGGUCUGAUGUUAACUUGAAUUUUGUCCUGCUGUCCUCAGUGACUUGACUCCAGCCCUGACUACUGUCUUGUAUCGUUGCAUCGCAGCUCCAGGCGCCUCCUGGUGACAGCUUGUCUUGGUUGGCUUCAUGGUCCUUCACUUUGAGUGACUUGUAAAAACUCCAAGAUAUUUCCUCCUGAGACUGCAAGCUCACAUUCUGCUGAUGUAAACUUCCUUAGUGACAAGUGACAUCCAGUUCCCCUACGAGUGUGUCACCACGCGGUAGUGACACAGGUGCAGACCACAGUCUGAAACCACUGACUAGACCUUGCUGAAAUAAACAAAGGACUGUUCCCAGCACGGAAAGUGUCCCAUAUCCAGACAUUAGAUCCACCUGCUUUGUGUCAAUGCUUGGGCAGACAACACAGCACAAGCUGCAGUGAGCAACGGUGCCGUAAGAACAGAUGAAACUACUCAGGCCGUUCAGCUGAUAACUCCAGUCCCGGUUUUCUUCACUGGUGUAUUUUCUAAUGCUCUGGCAUUACUGGUAUUUCACUGCAAGCAGAGCAAGUAGCCUGUGUGUGCAUGUGACCAGUUUAACCAUUGCACACUGUUUAGUCCUCGUUCUGCCUUCAAAAUGAUCUUUUCAAAGACAGGAAAAGAUAUGGGAGACAAAUAGUGCCUGAUCUUAUCAACCAUCUAUUGCUUAAGGAGAUGUGUGAGUGUUGUCACCCAUCAACAGAUAUGCUGCAAUUAACUACCCCCAGAAAGCAAGAGGCUUCUUGACAGCCAUCUCUUACAAGCCAGGCAAGUGGUGUUCAGCAAGGAAAAACACUGCUACUUCAGGAACAGCACAGAGGGCCUUCAGAAACAUUUCUGGA
Molecule: messenger RNA, 2056 nt
Organism: Melospiza melodia melodia
Lineage: Eukaryota; Metazoa; Chordata; Aves; Passeriformes; Passerellidae
Product: G-protein coupled receptor 35-like
Exons: 2
Coding region: 117-1058 (313 amino acids)
Biological process (GO): chemokine-mediated signaling pathway; phospholipase C-activating G protein-coupled receptor signaling pathway; positive regulation of Rho protein signal transduction
Cellular component (GO): plasma membrane
Molecular function (GO): chemokine receptor activity
Source: RefSeq, a predicted model, not a curated record